AUGGGUGUUCUUUCUUUAUUCUGCUGUUCGGAUACUAGUGAAGAGUCCUCAGACAGAAGAUCUCAACAACCAGUCAAUGGACAAAAUCGUCAACAACAAAACAAAGAUAUAUCAAGAACUAGCAACACAUCCCUCAACAAGCAAAAACCACAACAUUCUAAAGCUAAUGGUACGAGUAUGCAUCACCCCACUACAGCCACUGAUUUGCCCAUCGACAAGAAGGAGCACCUUGUUUCAAAUGGCAACACAAUAAGCCACGCCUCUGCCGCAAAACUAAACGGUGAUAAGAAGGAGAUUACCGAUGACGAUGAAUCUACUAUUGAGCCUUCAAGCAACAACCGUCGAGUAAGCGCUGGUGAUAUAAUAGCCCAGGCUAGUCCCAAUGAACAGCCAAUUCCAACCCCAAAUGAACAACCUCACCCGCAACCAAUGGACAACGACGACGACGACGACGAUGAUGAUGAUGAUGAUGAAAUAGACACAGAUAUCGACGACUUUGACGACAUCCACUCCAAUGCCGUCCUCGACUUGAAACGACUUCAAACUGGCCAAGCACAUGACCCAGAGACUGGUUGUCUCUUGGGUCCAUCCACAACCGAAAAGAAAUGUCUUGUACUUGACUUGGACGAAACACUCGUGCAUUCUUCCUUCAAAUACUUACGGAGUGCAGAUUUUGUGAUUCCUGUUGAAAUUGAUGGUCAAGUACACCAUGUGUAUGUGAUCAAGAGACCUGGGGUUGAUGAAUUUCUAGAAAAAGUUGGCAAAUUGUACGAAGUUGUUGUCUUCACUGCUUCUGUCGCCAAGUACGGAGACCCGUUACUAAAUAAAUUGGAUUUUUCCAAGUCGGUUUACCAUAGACUAUAUCGAGACUCAUGUUACAACUACCAAGGGAACUUCAUAAAGAACUUGUCGCAAUUGGGGAGGAAAUUGCAGGACACGAUAAUUAUUGAUAAUCUGCCGCAGUCGUAUCUAUUCCAUCCUUCCAAUGCCGUGCCGAUAAGUAGUUGGUUUAGCGAUUCCCAUGAUAAUGAGUUGUUGGAUUUGCUACCAUUUUUAGAGGAUUUGAGCAAACCCAAUGUCGAUGAUGUAGAGUUGGUUUUAGAUACUAGUUUAUAA
Messenger RNA from Lodderomyces theae, 1116 nucleotides. RefSeq names its product phosphatase. Gene Ontology annotation, cellular component: plasma membrane. Lineage: Eukaryota; Fungi; Ascomycota; Pichiomycetes; Serinales; Debaryomycetaceae. Gene Ontology annotation, molecular function: phosphoprotein phosphatase activity. The transcript has a single exon. The coding region runs from base 1 to 1116 and encodes 371 amino acids. The record is from RefSeq and is a predicted model, not a curated record.